This is a messenger RNA of Aspergillus novofumigatus IBT 16806, 1662 nucleotides long. RefSeq names its product MFS transporter. The coding region runs from base 286 to 1662 and encodes 458 amino acids. Gene Ontology annotation, molecular function: transmembrane transporter activity. Lineage: Eukaryota; Fungi; Ascomycota; Eurotiomycetes; Eurotiales; Aspergillaceae. The transcript is spliced from 5 exons. Gene Ontology annotation, biological process: transmembrane transport. The record is from RefSeq and is a predicted model, not a curated record.
AAAGCCAUCCCUUUGGUUCAAUAAGGCUAUCGUUUUUGCGAGCAUAAUCCCCAGGACGGACUUUGGCGAGGGAAGCAGGCAGCUUAUGCUCCGCUCUCGGCGCGUUUGGUCAAAGAUACUUCCCGACUUGCUUGUGGAGGAAAAUAGCACACUAUGUUCGAGUUUAACAGUACUCAAGUCCAAGAGAAUGCCACGCUCCGUAGUGCUCUACCGGCGUUUUCUGCGGAACAGAAAGCUGAAAUAAGAAUUCUCCUCUAACAUACACCUUAGCAGAUCAGGUUGCCAAUGUUAUUCCAACUACUUUCUACCGGAGAAAAGGCAACCGGGCCUCAGGCCGAUUCUUCAAAUUGCCCUUCAAAUUCAUCCUCUUCCGUCAGACAUAUUCUGAAGCCUUCCAGCUUCCCCCCAGUUAGAACAUUUCAUAUUGUCGUUGCAGGAACCUACUUUGUCUUUAACAGCGCAUUGGGGUCCUCCUUGACAUCGGGAGCUCAGAAUGCAAUUGCUGACUAUUUCCAAGUUGCCCGGAGUGAUAUAAGGAUGAUACUCCUAUCCUCACUUUACAUGGCAGGGUUUGCCGUUGGUCCGCUGAUCUUUGGCCCGUUGAGCGAGUUCCUUGGUCGGAAGCCUGUUUUAUGCGUUACUUUCGCAACGUACAUGAUCUUCACGAUAGCAUGUGCAGUGGCCACAUCGCUUCCAGCUCUGUUAACGUUUCGAUUUCUAUGUGGGUUGGGAGGUUCUGCCCCAAACGCGGUAAUAGGUGGCCUAUUCGCUGAUAUAUAUGUUGAUCCUCACCAACGUGGAAUGGCAAUGUCGUGCUUCAUCUUCGUGGCCAUAUUUCCAUCUCUUCUCGGGCCGAUAAUAUCUGGCUUCGUUUCUACUACAUCAUGGAGGUGGACUUUCUGGGCUGGUCUAAUCAUCGGCACCCCAGGCUUUCCUCUCCUGUUCACCAUUCCAGAGACAUAUAUGCCAGUUUUGCUUCAAAGGAAUGGAGGCGCCUUCGGUGACAUCCAAUCCGGUGGGUUUCAAUCGACAACAUCAAAACUUCGCCCGCGUUCACCAACGGUAUCAUGCAAUAUCUGCAAUUUCCUCGGUCGCCCAUUCAUCAUGUUCGUCCAAGAGCCAAUUGUGUUCUUUUGCUCCAUCUACCUCUCUAUGAUUUAUUCCCUCUUGUACCUCUUUUUCGAAUUUUAUCCUCUAGUAUUUCAAGAGUUGUACGGAUUGUCGUCUGGUGCGGCCAGCUUAGCCUUUCUUCCCAUCUUGCCAGGUUUAAUUGUUGCGUUGAUCCUUUUUUCCGCUUAUAGUGCAUACCAUGGUAGGGCCCUGAAUAUGGGGUCAGCAUGGGCGCAAGUGGAAGAGUAUAGACGGCUGCCUGUCGCGUGCAUCGGAGCUCCCACUAUUCCCAUCGCUCUCUUCUGGUUUGCAGCGGCAGCGUCUACUUUACGGUCCCUAUUCGCCGUGGCUCUUCCGUUGGCCACCACCGCUAUGUACACGAAACUUGGUAUCAGUUGGGCUAGCUCGCUCUUGGGAUUUGUAUCGAUAAGCAUGGGGGUAAUUCCGUUUGUCUUUAUCAAAUAUGGAGCGUGGCUGCGGAAGAACAGCAUAAUGGCCCAGAGAGCAGCACCGGGCAAUAGGGUGCCUGAUGUAACUGUCCAACAAAUAUAA